Molecule: messenger RNA, 4776 nt
Organism: Ectocarpus sp. CCAP 1310/34
Lineage: Eukaryota; Phaeophyceae; Ectocarpales; Ectocarpaceae
Source: the annotation of a GenBank genome assembly
AUGGAGAUGGAGCGCGAGAGGAGCAAGGAGCAGAGGCGAGAGGCGGAGCUCGCCCUCGUCGCGUCCGGUGCGAGCCGGAGCGGCGGGGGCAAUGGGGGGGCAUCCGGGGGACAAGGAGUAGUCGACGGUCAAGACCGUGAAAUCCGUGAUGGCGAGAGAAACCGUGACGUCAUCUGCGGCGGGCGCGCACGAGAGCAGUCGCCGAGGAUCGCCGCGGGGGUGGCGGCGGAGGCCGCGGCGGCGGCUGGAGCCACCGAGGAGGAAGACCGCCGUCGGGAGCCGGCCGGGGUGGCGGGCGCUGGGNUGCUAGCAAGCGAUUUCGUGACGUUGCAUGCCCUUGAGACUGUGGUGAGGGACGCCCACAUGGAGAUGGAGCGCGAGAGGAGCAAGGAGCAGAGGCGCGAGGCGGAGCUCGCCCUCGUCGCGUCCGGUGCGAGCCGGAGCGGCGGGGGCAAUGGGGGGGCAUCCGGGGGACAAGGAGCAGCCGGCGGUCAAGACCGUGAAAUCCGUGAUGGCGAGAGAAACCGUGACGUGUGCGUCGAAGAUCCCACCGGUUUUUGCCGCUACCACCAGUCCGAACUACACACGAACGGGCAAUGCCGUAACCAGCAGCAUCUGCGGCGGGCGCGCACGAGAGCAGUCGCCGAGGAUCGCCGCGGGGGUGGCGGCGGAGGCCGCGGCGGCGGCUGGAGCCACCGAGGAGGAAGACCGCCGUCGGGAGCCGGCCGGGGUGGCGGGCGCUGGGUGAGAGUGAAGGGCAGCAGCACCACACCGGUCAUGGUGGCGGUGGCUGGAGCCAAGCUUCACCCCCCCCGCAACCUCUUUGUGGACGUGGGCCUGGUGGUCGUCUGGGGCGGCACCCGGGGGGUCGAGGGCCCUCGGGACGCCACGGCAGCGAUGGUCGUGCAGAGAGAGAGCGGGCAUGUAGAGGCCCAAGGCACGCGCGUACCGGCUACGAGAGAGAGCAGGCGUGUGACGAUUGAAGUGGAGUCUGUUUCGAGUGCUUCGUCUUUGCUGAGUGCAGAGUCGAGUGAAGGGCCGCCUGGUAGCGAGAAGUGGGUAGCAGAUUCUGGAGCACGCAACAGCUUCACCAACAGCGACUUGCACAUGUACGACUUGCAGGAGAUCCACUCGAAUAGGCAGUAUGUCAUUGUAGGAGAUGGUCGUCUGCUGAAGGUGAAAGCAAUCGGUAGCAUCAACCUCAGCUUUUUCCAGGAGGUAGAUAACGGAAUGCCAACGACGGUCGUUCCGCCCGCCGGUUCUACCGACGUCGUACCUCUUUCGGCGUCCGGUUUUGAGUGUGUGGGUACUUUCCCGGGUAUGGAUCUAGGAGAUACGAGUGUGUUCACCGACGAGCUGCUCAUGGACGGGUAUGACAAAACCCCGUACCAAGAUUUUUUCCCCGCGUUCAUGCCAGAGAAUGAAGCUGCGAUCGCGGCUGGUGUUAUGGAUGGAAUUGAUGGUGUUGGUUUUGACGUGGGUGUGGCUGCUCUUGGUCCUGGUGCGUCCCCGUUUUCCAUUGGUUCGACCGAUAAGUCCGUCGACAUCAACCGCUUCCACCGUUCCCUUGCCCACGCUUGUGAACCCCUGUUGAGAGAAACUGCCCGGCAGAGGGGCAUCACUCUCACGGGAACGUUGGAACCAUGCUCGGACUGCAUGAAGGCGAAGGGCAAGAGGGCGUCGGUGCCGAAGGGGCCGGGAGCGCGGGCGUCGAAGCCACUCGGGCGUGUUCACCUGGACCUGUGUGGACCGUUGGCGCCUUCCCUGGGCGGCAACCUCUACCUGUUCGUCGCCGUCGACAGCGCCUCGCGAUGGAACAAGGUGUACGGACUUCGGCGGAAGUCCGAUGCGCUGGCGGCUACGAAACGGCUGCUGGCGGACGUGGGGCGGUACGACCUCGGCCGCAUCGAGUGCUUCCGGAUCGACAACGGCACCGAGUGGACCCGGGGCGAGUUUCGGCGUUGCUGCGACGACAACGGCAUCGGCGUCGAGUUCACCCCGCCUGGCGUCCCGCAGUACAACGGCGUCGUCGAGAGCGCCAUCUGGCGCAUCAUGAAGGCCGGCAUGGCCGCUCGCCGCAGCGCUGCCCGUGUGCUCAACGUCGACUACGCCUCCAUCACCGGCCUCGACCCGCGCGGCGACCGUCUUUGGUUGGAAUCUGCGAAGUGGGCCGCCGACGCUCUCAACCAGUCGGCGACCAAGGCCAACCCCGGGCGUCGUUCUCCGCACGAGCUAUUCACCGGUCAGCAGGGGCCGUUCCGCGUGCUGCCGUUCUUCCAGCCCGGCUACAUGCGUGAGGAUCGCCGCACCAAGCUCGACGACCAGGCCACCUUGUGCUAUUACCUGAACGGCGGCGACAACCACCCGAGCGGCACCGUCAAGGUCCUCAAGGCGUCCACCGGCCGCGUCGUCUACACCAACAACGUGUCGUGUGUGACGUCGGCGCCAGCCGGCAAGGGGGGUUCCGCUGGUAUCCCCGCUGCGCCGACGCCUCCCCCGUUCACGCCGGUCGUCUCGAUCAACUUCGGCCCAGCCCCGACGCCUUCGACCGCCGCACAGCCGCCGCCAGCGCCCACGUCCACGCCGUCGCCCGCACCCGCUCCUGGCCAGCCGCCCUCUGCCGCUUCGCCGUCAUCGUCGGCGACCCCCGCUCCUGACCAGACUCCUUCUGCCGCAUCGCCAUCACCGUUGGUAACCCCAUCUCCAGUUCAGCUACCGCCGUUGCCGCCGCCGCCGGGCCCCGCGUUGCCCCCGCUCUCGGCCCACGCCAUGCGGCAGCUUCGCCCGGGCAAGAAGGCCGAGGGUAUGAAGGGCCCGCGGCUGCCAGGCCGCACGAAAUCGGGCACGAGGCACAGCACAGGGUUCAUCUCGAUGCUGGACAAGAACACUCUGGGAGACGGGGGGAGCGGGGACCUGAGAGCCGGGGGGAGCGGGGACCUGAGAGCCGGGGGGAGCGGAGAGCAGGGGGGAGCGCUCGCAGCCGUGGACCUGGGGGCUGUNUCACGCCAUGCGGCAGCUUCGCCCGGGCAAGAAGGCCGAGGGUAUGAAGGGCCCGCGGCUGCCAGGCCGCACGAAAUCGGGCACGAGGCACAGCACAGGGUUCAUCUCGAUGCUGGACAAGAACACUCUGGUAUCGAUGCUGGAGGCCCAGAGCGCGGUGGAGGAGGAGCUCAGGGAGACGGGGGGAGCGGGGACCUGAGAGCCGGGGGGAGCGGGGACCUGAGAGCCGGGGGGAGCGGAGAGCAGGGGGGAGCGCUCGCAGCCGUGGACCUGGGGGCUGUAGGAGCGGGCUUACCACUUGCAUGUGCCACGCUCCUCGCCAACCGGGAAGACAUCGAUGCCAUGCUGCGCGACCAGCGCCCGCCGGAGCAACGCCCUGAUCUCCCGAACUGCCAGGCGAGCGACCUUCGCAUCUCCAAGAGCUACAACGAGGCUAUGGCGUCGGAGUACCGGCACCUCUGGGGCGACUCGAUGAGAAGGGAGUUUUUCGGGUUGCUGGAAGCGGGGACUUUUACUCCGGCGAAGAUGUUGGCAGCGUUGGCGUGCGAGUUGAACCUCGACUUGUGUUAUUUCGAUGUUGAGCAAGCUUUUGUGCGGUCGGAAUUGGAAGAAGACAUGUACAUGCGAUUGCCGCAGGGAUGUGGAGCUCUAUCGGGAAUGAUUGUAAAACUAGGCAGGAGUUUGUAUGGCUUGAGACAGGCAUCUAGGCAGUGGCAUGCAAUGCUGAAGAGGUGUUUGGUUGCGUUGGGAUUUGAGCAGUGCACGGCCGAUGCUUGUGUGUUUCGAUUGAUUGAAGGGGGGGGUGUGGAUUUGAUUUUGGAAGUACAUGUAGAUGAUAUUUUUGCUGUGGGAGAGAGGGAGAGAUGUGAAAAGUUUGGCGCCGACCUUAACAAGUCCGUGCCGGUGAAGAACCUGGGAGAGUUGAGAUGGUAUUCUGGGUGCUUUGACGAGAGAAGCAAGGAGACUGGUAGGCUGACGAUUUCUCAGCAGACUUUCACGGAUGAGCUAGCAGCAGAGUAUGGAGUAGCAGGGGGUAAGAGCGUUCCCAUGUCUUCGGUGGUCAAGCUUUCUGACUUUGAUGCGGAUGAAGAGGCGACAGAUUUUCCGUUUCGUGAGCUAGUAGGAUCUUUGAUGUGGCUGGCGACUCAGACUAGGCCAGACAUUGCGAAUGCAGUAUGGGCAGUAGCUAGAUAUUGCGCGUCUCCGAAGCAGGUGCACUGGGAUGCAGCGAUGGGUAUAUUAGGGUAUGCGAAGAGGACGACUAACAUGGGUGUUUCAUUUCAGAGAGGUACGGUAGAAGGAUUCAGCUUGCAGGGGUACGCUGAUGCGGACUUUGCGAGCAAGGCAGCAGACCGUAGGUCGGUAUCAGGGGGGAUAGUAACAUGCGGAGGAGGCGUUGUGUCUUGGUUUUCCAGAAGGCAGAAGUGCGUUACGCUUUCGACAACAGAAGCAGAGUAUGUCGCGCUUGGCGAUGUAGCGAAGGAGAUUUUGUUUUUGAAGCAGGUUUGGCGAUUUAUUUUGCCGAAGGUCAGCAUGCCGUGCAUCCCAGUCUUUGAGGACAACCAGGGGGCGAUUCAACUAGCGCAGAACCCCAUCUCGAACUCGAACUCGAAGCACAUUGAUGUAACGCACCAUUUUCUCAGGGAACUGGUAGAGAGGAAGGAGAUUUCGGUGAUCCACGUGCCGUCUCCGUACCAGCAUGCCGACUUUCUUACGAAGAGUUUGCCCAAGGACGCGUUCGAGUCUCACCGUGAUUUUGUGAUGAAUUUGGCAUGA